Callorhinchus milii (elephant shark) is the source of this 2610-nucleotide messenger RNA. It is a transcript of the gene kyat1, whose product is annotated as kynurenine aminotransferase 1. Gene Ontology annotation, cellular component: mitochondrion; cytoplasm. Lineage: Eukaryota; Metazoa; Chordata; Chondrichthyes; Chimaeriformes; Callorhinchidae. The transcript is spliced from 14 exons. Gene Ontology annotation, molecular function: pyridoxal phosphate binding; L-kynurenine:2-oxoglutarate transaminase activity. The record is from RefSeq and is a predicted model, not a curated record. Bases 148 to 1407 code for a protein of 419 amino acids. Gene Ontology annotation, biological process: biosynthetic process.
GAUAGCACACGUUGUCAAAGGGAGCAAUAGGAACUUCGUCAACCAUAUUUUACACACAAGUAACAAGAUCAAGCGGAGGGAACGGACAUCAAUCACGUCCCGGCUUUUGGGAAAGAUGAGCUCAUUUUCAGCAAAGGAAAGGUAAAGAUGUCCAAUCAAAAGAGUGCUCGGAGGAUUGAAGGUUUGGACAAAAAUAUUUGGGUGGAAAUUACAAAGCUUGUCAGCCAACAUCAGGUAGUGAACCUUGGGCAAGGCUUCCCUGACUUCUCACCACCACAGUUUGUAAAAGAAGCUUUCAUCAGGGCUCUCAACAGUGAGAACAGCCUCAUGAACCAGUACACCAGGGGCUUUGGUCACCCUCCGCUGGUAAACAUCUUGGCCUUGUUUUUCGGGAAGCUGCUGGGACGCGAUAUAAAUGCCUUGGACGAGGUGUUGGUGACGGUUGGUGCCUACGAGGCCCUCUUCUGUUUCUUCCAGGCGAUGGUCGAUGAUGGGGAUGAGGUGAUCAUUAUUGAGCCCUUCUUUGACUGCUACGAGAUGAUGGCUCAAAUGGCUGGAGGCCGGCCUGUAUUUAUCCCACUGCAGCCGAAACCAGUCUCUGGCAGGAUGGUGACCAGUGCUGACUGGGAACUGGAUCCAGCCGAACUAGCAAAUAAAUUCACCAAACGCACGAAAGCAGUCAUUCUCAACAAUCCCAACAACCCACUUGGUAAGGUUUUCACACGGAAGGAGCUUGAGCUGAUCGCGGAUCUGUGUGUGAAACACGAUGUGCUGUGUCUUAGCGACGAGGUGUAUGAGUGGCUGGUGUACGAUGGCAAAGAACACGUACGGAUUGCCACCCUGCCCGGGAUGUGGGAGCGGACAGUCACUGUGGGGAGCGGAGGGAAAACCUUCAGCGCCACAGGUUGGAAGGUCGGCUGGGCAAUUGGGCCCAAACAGGUCCUCAGGCACCUCCGGACAGUCCAUCAGAACACAGUCUUCCAUUGUGCCACUGCAGCUCAGCAAGCAGUGGCCGAGGGAUUGACCAAGGAGUUGGAGUGCCUAGGAAAACCAGAGAGUUACUUCAUCAGCCUACCCCAGGAGCUGCAGAGAAAGCGAGACCGACUGGCUGCCUCCAUCAAUGCCGCGGGAUUAAAGUCCAUUCUCCCAGAAGGCGGCUACUUCCUGAUAGCAGAUGUCACAGCAACCAGGUUUGACCUGCCGGAUUCUACCGACCCCGAGGAGCUGUACGAUGACAAAUUAGUGAAGCGGAUGAUCACUGAGCAGGGCCUGGCAGCCAUCCCGGUCUCUGUCUUUUACUCAGCUGAACACAAGAAGGAGUUUGAAAACUAUAUUCGAUUUUGUUUUGCUAAGGAGGACUCGACACUUAGUAAGGCGGAGAAGAUCUUGCAGGAGUGGAAAAAGUGACCAGCCCUGCGCGGGAGGCUGUGCUCACACACGCAGUAAACUCAGGAAUUUUUACUGCAGCAGCUUUGCACUUUGAGAAUCAUUUGAGUAGAAAAUGUAGUUUGUUGAAAAGGACGUGGUGGCUGCCUUCACUUGGCCCUUCCCAGGGGCAUAACCUGCACUUAGAAACCAGUCAUUUAUAACACAAAUGAAACUCUCCUCACCCUUACCCAUUACCUUGCUCCUCAAGAAGCUUUGAGCUGGAGGGGAGCAAUCCAUUUGGGGCUAUACACCAGUCUCCCCCCUCCCCCAUUUACCAUUAUAAAUUACUCCUCUUUAGAUAGUUCCCUUGUGAAGACUAAGGAUCCUACCUUGAUCACUGCACUCACAGCACAUUGCACAUCCUAACAAGUCUGUGUUAAAAGACAACGAAAAGGAAAGCAUUUAUAGAGUAUCUUUUAAGUUGGGAGGACGUCCCAAGGCACUGGACAGUCGAGGGUUUUCACACGGGCAACAAAAAAACUCCCAUCUCCCCCUUUAUUCCCAUCCCUGUCCUGUUCACUCUUCCUCCCUCUGUGGAUAUUCACCCACUUACUAACCUCCCUAACUAGCUGGCCUGUGGGAUGGUGUUCCAAGAACUCUUCCACUCUACGACCAAGUGUCGCCAGCUGCUCCUCAAGGUCAGAAGCUUUGAGCUGGAGGGGAAACAGCUGGACACCGUGCCCACAUGUGCUCCCAUGUUAGGCAGUCUCAGCACAACACAACCAUCAGCCGUGGGGCUGUUGACGCUCAGUCCUUGAACAUAUUCAAGACUGAGACAGAUAGAUUUCUUAUUGCAAAAGGGAUUAAGGGAUAUGGGGAUAAGGCAGGGUUAGGUUAUUAGCUGGAGUUAGAUUAGAAGAUCAGCCAUGAUUGAAUGGCGGGGCAGGCUCGAAGGACCGAAUGGCCUACUCCUGCAUGUUAUGCGUCUCCACACUAAUUGAAUGAACUUUCAGAAACUUUGUGGCUCACCCAAUUGCUCUGUUCCCUCUUGAAACCUUUAUAUGUGUGUCCACAGACCUGACAGUCCCCAACCCUCACUUCUCCAUUGAAACCCAAUGGGGCAUUAUUAUACUGCUGCUGAAUAUAAACUAGGGAUUGAUUAUGGAGUGAUUAAUGAAUUAAAGCCUUGUUUGUAGAUAUAAUGUAUUGCCAAUGAAGAAUAAACAAUACUGCAAUUCCCUG